AUGACAAAAGAGGGGUCAGGGCGUCAGGCUGUUCUGAAGAAAAAUAGCCUCAGUCUCACUCAGGAUAACCUCAGUAGCAACAGUAUUAAAACUCAGGGCUACUCAGUAUCAGCUCAGAGCCUCAGAACCACCUCAGUACCCCUCAGUACCUCCACAGUACCACCAGAGUCAACCUCAGUACCUCUCAGUAUGUCCUCAGUGUACACAGUAAAAACCUCAGUGCUACUCAGGACUUCAUCAGUUUCUCAGUACCGGGCUCAGUACAACUCAGGGUUUUCUCAGUACCACUCAGUACUUGCUCAGGGAGGCACCAUUGACACAACUGUUCAUGAAAUUCUAGAUGAUUACUAUCGCGUUAGGGAACUUCAUAAAGCAGCUGGUGGUAACUGGGGAGGCACAAAGGUUGAUGAAAAGUGGAUCGAGUUUUUAGAGGAAUUAUCAGGUGAAGAAGCCAUGGAUGAAUUCAGAAAAACAGAAUGUUAUGAUGUCGUUGACCUUUACAGAGAUUUUGAAACUAAGAAAAGAACCAUCAAAGAAGACCCAGAUCAAAAGAUACAUCCAAAUGUUAAACCUGUCAAUAUAAUCCUUUUAGUUGGUGGAUAUGCCGAGUGCCCAUUACUUCAAUCGGCAAUUGAAAACGAGUUUCCAUCAAAAACUGUUAUUGUACCAUCUUUUUCUGGUGUGGCUGUUUUGAAAGGUGCUGUAAUGUUUGGUCAUAAUCCAACUUUGAUUCACGAAAGAAUAGCAAAAUACACGUAUGGUAUAGCUGUAUGCCGUCUAUUUGAAAAGGGAAAACACAGAGAAGAUUACAUGUUUGAGAGAGACGGCAAAAUAUGGUGUGACAAUGUUUUUCGAUCGCAUGUAAAAAGUGGUGAAAAAAUUCAGGUUGGUAAGUGCCAGUCAAGCGAAUGUUAUGAAACAUUCAAGGGCAGUGGCGGUGUCAUAGUUCCUGUAUAUGCAUCGACGGUUGAAAACCCUCAAUACGUAACCGAUGAUGGGUGUUGUUUAAUUGGAAAAAUCAAAUUUGCUCUGAAUAAAGACUGUACCUUUGGAGAAACAAUUAAUAAUCUUAAAGUAAAUUUUUCUUUCGGAGGAACAGAAAUAGAGGUAAAAUUAGAAUGCAUGAAAACAGGAAAAACUAAAAGCCUUUACUUAGACACUCAAUGA
Saccostrea cuccullata (small rock oyster) is the source of this 1167-nucleotide messenger RNA. RefSeq names its product heat shock 70 kDa protein 12B-like. The record is from RefSeq and is a predicted model, not a curated record. Bases 1 to 1167 code for a protein of 388 amino acids. The transcript is spliced from 4 exons. Lineage: Eukaryota; Metazoa; Mollusca; Bivalvia; Ostreida; Ostreidae.